This is a messenger RNA of Polistes dominula (European paper wasp), 753 nucleotides long. RefSeq names its product mitochondrial ribosomal protein L22 (gene mRpL22). The record is from RefSeq and is a predicted model, not a curated record. NCBI's taxonomy places the organism in Eukaryota, Metazoa, Arthropoda, Insecta, Hymenoptera, Vespidae. Gene Ontology annotation, biological process: translation. Gene Ontology annotation, cellular component: mitochondrial large ribosomal subunit; ribosome. Gene Ontology annotation, molecular function: structural constituent of ribosome.
AACAUUUAACUCUGCAUAAAUACAUAUAUCACGUUAUACAACAUGAAUAGUAUUCGACACUCUUUACAACGACUGUCAUUAAAUAAUAAGCCCUUUUUGAAUGAACUCAUUGGAACAUUACGGAGGUCUAUAGUAUCAUCGAGUAAACUUUACUCAGAUAAUGAAACAUUUAAUACAGAAGAUUUACAGAGUGAUGAUGAGAAAAAGUAUAGUUUUUUAGAUUAUAAUAAAACAUUUUUUCCCAUCCAAUCACCAGAUGAAGAAAGAAGACCGGCAUACGUAUGCCAUAUGAAAGCAAAUAUAAAAUACAGUCUAAAAAAAAUGUGGUACAUUGCUAGUUUUGUCAGAGGAAUGACCGUAGAUGAAGCUGUUAAACAGUUGAGUUUUAUGCAUAAAAAAGGUGCAAUGAUCGUUAAAGAAACUAUUUUAGAAGCGCAAGAGUUAGCCGUACUGCAACAUAAUGUUGAAUUUAAAAGUAAUUUAUGGGUUGCUGAAUCUUUUACUACUAAAGGUAUUGUGGUUAAGGGAAUAAGACGUCAUGCUCGAGCUCGAAUCGGAGAAAUAAGAUACAUGUAUGUUCAUUACUUUGUACGCUUAGAGGAAGGAAAGCCACCUAAAAAUUAUUAUUUACCUGUUCCUAAAACUGGCGAACAACAGAUAGAGAAAUGGUUGAAAGAAAUGCGAAUGCGUAAAAUAUAUAAUUCUUUAUAAUUGUAUUCUUUAUUUGUGUAAAUAAAUUAAAAUAUUAUAUGA